This is a messenger RNA of Glycine soja, 854 nucleotides long. RefSeq lists its product as uncharacterized. NCBI's taxonomy places the organism in Eukaryota, Viridiplantae, Streptophyta, Magnoliopsida, Fabales, Fabaceae. The transcript has a single exon. The record is from RefSeq and is a predicted model, not a curated record. Bases 334 to 690 code for a protein of 118 amino acids.
GACCACUCUCGUCGUAUUUUCCACAUCCCCCAUGUCCCUUAGAACAUGGUGGAAAUUAUGGCAGUUUUCCCAUUCUCUCUCUUUCUCAUCUCAUCUCAUCUCAAACACCAUAAAAUCUCUAGUUGAAACAACAGACACUUACUAGUUCUUGACUCCAAGCGAGAAAGCACAGCAACAUGCCAACAUAAUAAAGUAAAUAACCAAGACUCGCUCUGUCAUCAUUGCUCACGAAUCCAACCAAAACAAACCCACCCGUGGCUUCCAUUAUCCAAAGAUUCUCAUUCUCAUUCUCCUCCUUAUAAGAACUUAUCUACACAGCUUGCUAGAAUAGAGAUGGAAAUUGAAUCGGUCAAGUGUGAGUGCUGUGGCCUCAAAGAGGAUUGCACCCAAGAAUACAUCCGCGACGUGAAGGCUAAGUUUGACGGCAAAUGGUUAUGUGGUUUGUGCUCAGAAGCAGUGAGAGACGAAGUUAACAGAGCCAAAAGGCCUUUUCCCAUGGAGGAAGCUGUCAAGGCUCACAUGUCAUUCUGUGGGAAGAUCAAAUCGAAUCCCGCGGUUAGAGUCGCCGAUGGCAUGAGGCAGAUGCUAAGGAGAAGGUCAACUGACUUGUCUUCAUCGUCAAGCAAAUACAGUAGCAGGUCAAACACCACUUCUCAUGUCACUGAUUCCUCCACUUUCCCAUUGCACUGAUGAAAAACAGUGGAGGCUUGAAGCUGGGAACAGGGAAAACCAUAUAACUCUGUUUUCUUUUGGUUCAAAUAAAGUUUAUACUUUGCAUUUUGUGGCUAAGCUUCUCAUUUUGUCUUGUACAGAGCGUUCUGUUUCACAUCAACCGUCUUUUUCUUCUCUUUUUU